Medioppia subpectinata is the source of this 621-nucleotide messenger RNA. The record is from the annotation of a GenBank genome assembly. NCBI's taxonomy places the organism in Eukaryota, Metazoa, Arthropoda, Arachnida, Sarcoptiformes, Oppiidae.
AUGAUGAUGACACAAAUGGCUACUAAAGACAAGUUGACGAGAAUAGCGAUUGUGAGUGCAGACAAGUGCCGACCCAAUCGGUGCCGACAGGAGUGCAAAAAGUCGUGUCCAGUCGUACGAAUGGGAAAGUUGUGUAUUGAAGUCACACCGAGUGAUACUGUGGCCAGAAUUAGCGAAAGCCUAUGCAUUGGAUGUGGUAUUUGUGUGAAGAAGUGUCCCUUCGAUGCCAUCAAUAUAAUUAAUUUGCCCUCAAAUCUAAGCCGAGACACAACUCAUCGUUACGGAGAAAACUCGUUUAAAUUGCAUCGAUUGCCGACUCCCAGACCCGGACAGGUGUUGGGUUUGGUCGGCACCAACGGAAUCGGCAAAUCCACGGCUCUUAACAUAUUAUCGGGAAAAUUGAAACCAAAUUUAGGUCGUUACGGUUCAGACGCUCCCGAGUGGUCAGAAAUAUUGAAAUAUUUUAAAGGCUCAGAACUUCACAACUUUUUCACGCGAAUACUCGAGGAUCGUAUGAAGUCUGUAAUGAAGAUCCAAUACGUGGAUCAAAUACCGAGAGUUGUGUCGGGAGUGGUCUCAACACUACUCGACAGUAACAACGAAAGAGAUAAUAAGCAUUCC